AUGGAAACAGAGACCGGGUCUACUCCAUCACAUGAAGUUGAUUCCAAUGUAGUGGAAUCUUGCUCAAGAGUAAGGGAAAAGGUUGAUCCGGCUUGGGAACAUUUUAGCCUUGGGUCGGAUGAGAAUGAACGGAAUACUUUUACAUGUGUGUAUUGUAGGCAAACAUAUAAAGGUGGGGGUAUUAAUAGGAUGAAAAAACACCUUGCGGGGAUAAAAGGUGAUAUUGGAUCGUGUAAAAAGGUUUCUCAUGAUGUGAGAUACCAAAUGUUGGAAUAUGUGAAGGAGUUUGAGUUGAAGAAAAAACCUGAGAAACAACGUCAAGAAGAAAUGUUUAGUGUGCCUUCUACAAAUAGUGAUUUGCAAGAAGAUGAUGAUGUUCAAGAAGUAUUUAGUAGUGGGUUGCCUAAAAAACCUGUUUUAGGUAAAAGAAAGGGUACAAAGCUAGUGGAUAAUUACUUUGCUCCAAGAACUACUCCAGGAGCUCAACCUGGUCUUAAAAGUGUAUUCCAAAGCAAAGAAAGGGUGAGGCAAGCUAAUAUGGCUAUUGCAAGGUUUCUGUAUGACAAUUGCAUUCCUUUUAAUGUAGUGAAUUCAGUGUACUACCAAAUGAUGAUUGAUGCCAUAGCUGCUGCUGGUCCUGGUUACAAAGGUCCAUCUUAUCAUGCUGUACGGGUCCCUUUGUUGAGGGAUAAUAAGAAAGAAGUUCAGUUGUUGGUUGAGUCACAACGUAGGCAUUGGGCAGAAGUUGGAUGUACACUUAUGGCUGAUGGUUGGACAGAUACUAGACAUAGGUCAUUGAUUAAUUUCCUUAUUUAUUGUCCUAGGGGAAUGGUAUUUGUAAAAUCAGUUGAUGCCUCAGAUAUUGUAAAGAAUACCAGAAACUUGUUUAAAUUGUUUGAUGAAGUAGUUACAUGGGUUGGUCCAAAAAACAUAGUUCACUUGGUUACUGAUAAUGCUUCCAACUAUGUAUCUGCUGCUUUGAUUGCUUGGUUGAGGAAGAGACCUGGUUGGACAGAUAUUGUACGUGCAGGAGCAACAAGAUUUGCUACUACUUUCCUUUCAUUUGGAAGCCUUCAUGUGCAUAAGCAUGACUUGCAAGCCUUAGUGACUAGCAAGUUCUUUGUGGACAAUAGAUUGGCAAGAGAGUCAAAGACAAAAGAAGUAGUUUCUAUCAUAUUGGAUAAUUCUUUUUGGGAUGAUAUUAAUGUUCUUGUCAAGAUUUCAUCACCACUCAUUCGUUUGUUACGGAUUGUUGAUUCUGAUCAAAGGCCUGCAAUAGGAUAUGUGUAUGAGGGCAUGCAUAGAGCACGGUUGGGAAUCAAGAAGAUCUUUUGA
Molecule: messenger RNA, 1335 nt
Organism: Quercus robur (English oak)
Lineage: Eukaryota; Viridiplantae; Streptophyta; Magnoliopsida; Fagales; Fagaceae
Exons: 2
Coding region: 1-1335 (444 amino acids)
Molecular function (GO): DNA binding
Source: RefSeq, a predicted model, not a curated record